UGGUGGUAAUUUGGAAGAGGACAUUUGUGAGAUCAUCGUUCCACGUUCUUCUAGGCGGAUUAGCGCUCACAGAUUUGUGUACGGGACUCAUCUCCCAGCCUUUCUUUGCCGCCGCCUAUUUUACGUACUUUGCAACCCAAGAGGCAAAUUGCCAUAGGUUAAAGCUUGCUUUGACUCUGAGGACAAUCGGUGCGUGCAGUGCCCUCUACUUCAUUGGUUGCACAAUUCUUCUUCUAACAAUCCUGUCCAUUGAACGAUGGCUGUACAUGUCUCGACGAUCUUUCGUCACAUCACGUGGUGGGCAGUAUUUGGCGGUGAUUUUACUAUUACUGACACCGAUUCCUGCGGUCGUUUUUCGUGUUUUGUCAACUAAAAGCCAGAAGUAUGGAAAUAAAAUGAGUAUUGCCAUUGUAGCAAUAAUUCUCAUUUGCUAUCUGACCAUGUCAUUUGCCUACUUUAAAGUUUACCGCAUUAUCCGUCAUCACCAACAGCUAGUCCAAGCGGACGAAGCAUCCCAAAAUUUUGGGCGACAAGCAAUCGACCUGGCGAAGUACAAGAAAUCUUUUGCCACGAUCAUCUAUAUUCUCCUACUAUUUUCGUUUUGUUUUUUACCCUAUGUUGUCUCUAGUGGGGUUUAUAUUAGUCUUAAGUUUAGCUCGGAAAUAUUUGUGGUUGAUAGGGUGACAAUGGUGGUUUUAUUGUUGUCCCCUUCACUAAACCCAGGUCUUUACCUUUGGAGAAUGAAUGAUAUUCGCAAUGGAGUCAGACAAUUAUUCUACAGUUACAGCUAGACAACACGUCAAACUACUGCCAUUCAGUUGACACAGAUUGCUGAAAUUCUAUAUGAUUCGCAAUGUAUAUUAUCUGAGGAUAUUCAGCUACUAUGAUUUGACUUCCACGGUUUUCCACCUGCCAGAAAGUCGUCUCUUAUCGGUAAGAUGGGUGUUACUAAUUUUAUCGAACAUAGUAUUUGAAAGCUUAGCAGUUGCAAACUGUAGCAGAUGUCAAUGUAAGUUACGGAAAGACAAUACCUAGAUGUAUUGUAAGAAAAAAAAUAAAGAUUUAUGCUUAAAUCUGAUUAGUUUUAAAGAAAUGAUUAAUUUUGUGGAAAAUAUUAUUUGAAAGCUUCGAAGGGACGGAAUAUAGCAGGUGUCAAUUAAGUUACAAACAGACGAUAAAAGUUAAAUACGAUUGGCAUCUUUGUAUGGAAUUUCUGAAAUAGAACUAAUCUUAUUCCGAGUACCCUUUGAUAUACGUGUACUGAGAACUAAACGACAGAAACAAUAUGAUUAUGUGAGGUGUAGAUUACCAUAGUCAUAACACUCGCUCAAAAGACACUAUUCGAUCCAUUAAAUCAGGUAGUAACAGGGGUUUGCUCAGAUCAGUAAAUAGUGCUUUACCCGAUUGGAAUGCCCUGCCUAUAGACAUAAAAAAGCUUCCUUUUAAUUUUUUAGAACGUCGUUACUUGAUAGGUUUAAAUUUUAAAAGUGAUUUUCAAGUUUACUUUCAUUUGUUAUUAGUACUUGGGUUUGAUCGUGAUUAGUUUUUAUUUUUUACCACGCAAUGUGAAGGGAGCUUCCUUCAUAAAUAUUAUUUAUUAUUAGUAUCAGUAUCAGUAUCAGUAUCAGUAUCAUCAUCAUCAUCAUUAUUAUUAUUAUUAUUAUUAUUAUUAUUAUUAUUAGAACAAUCGUAGGGAUCACCACAUUGAAGUAAAACCUGGCAGGUAAUUUUAAGCCUACAGUAUGGCAAUAUACAUAGCAAAACAAAAAAAAAAGGAGACAAAAAAUAUAAAGUAAUGGUAAGAAAAUAGCGAACGUUUCUCAAUUUCGAUUAAAAUGAAGUUACGGUUUGGAAUCGUUUUGUGCCGUUGAUCAAGCGCUGAGUUUAACACGAGUGAAACUGCAGUUACAAUUCGCCUUUAGUGGGCUGUUAUCGACCAUAUUAUUUGAACGAUUUUCUAUCAUUUUUAUUUUAGAUGUAAUAUAAUUCACUUUUUCAUUUCAUUCCAUUUAUAAAGUGCAUUUGCAUACAUUUUAAAUAGUAAAUGAAUGAUAGUAAUAAAAAUUUAAAAAAAUAUAUUAAGCCAUGAAAAAAAAAAUUCGACGUGACUAAAGCUGGACACCUCCAUGGUCAAGUAAAUGGGAACAUAGCGAAUUAAUUCAGUUAGGCUAGCCCUACAUACACUACAUUACAACAUACAUAUACACCACCUUCAAACUUAUGUAGCAACAAAAUCAAACAACAAAAUAAAACAUAGUAGCAGCAAAAUAAAGUUUGAUUAUUCAGACGGUGGCAUUUGCACUCUUUCUUAAAGAUAUUGUUGGGCAAACACUCAAUUUCCAAAUCUUUUGUAACAAGAAAGUCUAAGACCAUAAGAGUUAUGGGUUCUCUUAAGGCAUUCUCCUGAGCUCCUAUUCUUUCAAUUUCGUUAUCAUGUCCGACGAAAGUUUUAUUCUUAUGCAGUAGCAUUAGUGACUCAAUACGCGUUAAACUGUCACACAAUAGGAGACACUAGAGAAAAUUAUCUCCACGAAAUAUUGAUAUGGGUUUAUUCUAGGUUUGCUAAGACGAAAUGUCUUUGCAUGGCCACAGCUAAGGUCCUGAGACACCUCAAAAGGUGUCUUUUCGUUGGACAGAAGAAUGGCAAAGUUAAGGGAGUUGAAAACACUCAUGCUUUGCAUAUUCUUUGUCGCUUUGGCAUCUCUUAUCGCGAUGUUUUCCUACACCGUCAAUAUUGCAAGAUACAUGAAAUCUGGAAGAGCGCCGGUCGUUUUGUUAAUCAAUGAUACACAAUGGAAUAGUCACCUUCAAGAAAUGUCCUUCUCUGGAUCGAAAGACCAAAGAUGGAGCAAUGAAUUGACAUAUCACUCAACAGCAGAAUCAGUGGGAAGAAAUCGAGAUCAGCGAGAACAAAACAAUCACCAAAAUAGAUCAAAUAUAAAUGUACGUAUACCUAAUUAUGACUUAGCAACUGAGAAUCGACGCAAAUACAUCAAAGGCUUGUGUCCACCAAAAUCCCCAGCUCUUGUGGGACGCUUACGCGUAGACAAAUCAGUUCCUAAAAUGGAAGACACUGAAAGGAAAAUGUCCAGGGAUUUUCGAGGUUGGGUCGACAAGGGAGGCCAAUGGAAACCAACUGAAUGUAAAGCGAGGGUUAAGAUGGCCCUGAUAAUUCCAUACCGCAACCGUUUCCAACAGCUGUCCAUCUUUGUGCGACAUAUGCACCCUAUACUCAAGAGACAAAAUCUGGAUUACAGAAUCUUUGUAAUAGAGCAGUCAGGGGACACCAGUUUUAAUCGUGGCAUGCUGUUAAAUAUUGGCUUCAAAGAAGCUCUCAGAUUUAACAAUUACAAAUGCUUCAUAUUUCACGAUGUGGACCUAAUGCCUGAAAAUGAUCGCAACAAAUACAGCUGCCCGUCAUCUCCAAGACAUCUGUCAGUUGCUGUGGAUACAUUUAAUUACCGGCAAGUACAGUUUGAUAAACAUGCGUUUGUUAGCGUAGCGUCCCAUCCCGGGUAGGGGGAGGGGGGGGGGGGAUUACGGCUCCUAGUCGUUUCAUGCUACUAAAACCGGAGAUGAGCCGCCACAUAAGGGGCCACUAGGCUUGAGAGCAGAGUUUAUCUUUACUUUUAGGAGAAUCUUUGUUUACAAUAUUUGCCUCAUUACCAUUAGCGAUACAGUUUCUGA
This is a messenger RNA of Orbicella faveolata, 3687 nucleotides long. RefSeq names its product beta-1,4-galactosyltransferase 1-like. NCBI's taxonomy places the organism in Eukaryota, Metazoa, Cnidaria, Anthozoa, Scleractinia, Merulinidae. Gene Ontology annotation, biological process: carbohydrate metabolic process. The record is from RefSeq and is a predicted model, not a curated record. Gene Ontology annotation, molecular function: galactosyltransferase activity. Gene Ontology annotation, cellular component: Golgi apparatus.